Molecule: messenger RNA, 2234 nt
Organism: Sorex araneus (European shrew)
Lineage: Eukaryota; Metazoa; Chordata; Mammalia; Eulipotyphla; Soricidae
Gene: TMPRSS5
Product: transmembrane serine protease 5
Exons: 13
Coding region: 82-1548 (488 amino acids)
Biological process (GO): proteolysis
Cellular component (GO): plasma membrane
Molecular function (GO): serine-type endopeptidase activity
Source: RefSeq, a predicted model, not a curated record
ACUGGGCUGACUGGGCUUUUUACCAGAGCCGAUCUAGCGCAGGAGAGAACGCUGCCUGGCGGACCCCGAAGCUUUACCUUGAUGCCACUGACCCAGAUGAGUCUGCUGCUGGCUGGCCAGGCCCCCUCGGAGGCUCAGUAUGCAGAGAAGGGCCCAGGACUCACCAUCUUCCGAGCGGAAACAGGCCACGCACUCCAGCAGCAAGUCAGCAGGCCAGACUGGGCCUCUCAGGCCGGGCGCUGGUGUUCCGGGCGGCGUGGCUGUGUGCUGCUGGCAGUGCUGGGACUGUUGGCUGGGGCGAGUGUUGGCUCUUGGCUCCUAGUGACAUAUCUGUGGCCUACUGCCUCUCAGCCUGCCCCAGGGAACUUGCAGGAUGAGGAGGGGACCCUGAGUUGCUCAGAGGCCAGCGGUGACAACACCCUGCUCCCUGGGAUUCCCAGAAGAGGUUCAGUGUCUUUCAGAAUAAACCCGGAGGAUUUCUUGCUAGAAGUGCAGGUGCCACCCCAGCAAGACUGGCUCCGGGUCUGUCAUGAGGGCUGGAGUUCCGGCCUGGGUUUACGGAUCUGCAGGCUCCUCGGGCAUCUCAGACUCACCCACCAUGAGGGAGUGAACCUGUCUGACGUCAAGCUCGGCAGCUCCCAGGUGUUUGCUAGGUUCUCUCCUGGAGUGGGGCCCCCGGAGGAGUUGUGGCAGCCCAGCGACAAUUGCACUUCUGGCAGAAUUGUCUCCGUCCAGUGCUCUGCGUGUGGGGCAAGGUCCCUGGCUUCUCGGAUAGUCGGCGGGCAGGCCGUGGCUCCAGGGCGCUGGCCGUGGCAGGCCAGUGUGGCCCUGGGCUCCCGCCACACAUGUGGGGGCUCGGUGCUGGGCCCCCGCUGGGUGGUGACCGCUGCACACUGCAUCCACAGUUUCAGAUUUUCCCGCCUGUCCAGCUGGCGGGUGUACGUGGGGCUGGUCAGCCUCAGCGCCAUCCAGCCACACCAGGGGGCUGUGGUGGAGAAGAUCAUGCCCCACCCGCUCUACAGUGCUCGGAACCACGACUAUGACAUUGCCCUCCUGCGUCUCCAGACACCACUCAACUUUUCAGGCUUGCGGGGAGGGACGUCAAUGCCGAGUCGGCGCCAAGGACCCCCGUGCCUCUCCGCAGACAGCGUGGGGGCCGUGUGCCUGCCGGCCGAAGAUCAACACUUUCCCGCGGGCUCCCAGUGCUGGGUUUCUGGCUGGGGCCACACCGACCCCACCCACACUCACAGCUCGGACACGCUGCAGGACGCGCCGGUUCCCCUGCUCAGCACGCGGCUCUGCAACAGCUCCUGCGUGUACGGCGGCGCCCUCACGGCGCGCAUGCUCUGCGCCGGGUACCUGGAUGGCAGGGCCGACGCGUGCCAGGGGGACAGCGGGGGCCCUCUGGUGUGCCCGGAUGGGGGCACGUGGCGCCUGGUAGGGGUGGUCAGCUGGGGGCGUGGCUGCGCAGAACCCAAUCGCCCAGGCAUCUACGCCAAGGUGGCUGAGUUCCUGGACUGGAUCCACCACACGGCCCGCGUCCCCUAGAUGGAGGAGCAGCAGCAGCCCCCAACACAGAGGACACAGACCCCCCCAGCGCUGCCCGGGAGACAAGUCAUCCCUCCAGCCCCCCUCCAGGGUCCCAAUUGUCACCAGAGAGGAAAGAGCCGGCAGCGGGCGGGAAGCUCCAGUUCAAGGCCCCUCUGCACCUGCACCCAUGGCCUCAAACUAUUUUAUUUUAUUUUAUUUUAUUUUGUUUUAUUUUAUUUUAUUUUUGCUUUUUGGGUCAGCGUUGCACAGGGGUUACUCCUGGCUCAUGCACUCAGGAAUUACUCCUGGCAGUGCUCCGGGGGACCCUAUGGGAUGCUGGGAAUUGAACCUGGGUCAGCCACGUGCAAGGCAAACACCCUACCUGCUGUGCUAUCUAUCGCUCCAGCCCCGGCCUCGAACAUCCUGGGGAGAUGCUCAGGGUGGGUCCCCCUGGCCAGGCCUCUUCUGAAGCUGCCCUCACAGAGACCCCUGGGCCAAUGGGGUCAAGGACGGGGCAGCUCAGGUCAAGCUGGAGAUGGAAUCAGGGCCCGCCCGCCUCGCUGUUUGGUGUCUUCUGAGUCUGGCUGGCCCCACAGGCAGGCCACACCGAAGCCAAUCAGAUGCACUGUUGGUUUGAGAAGCACAGCUCUGCGCACUGAACCACGGCGGUCUGUUAUUAAAGUAAAGGCAUGUAUGGUCUUGUC